GAACAGGAUGCUGUCAGGCCGAACAGACGCACCGACCUAAUGGAGAGAAACCGCAGCAGCAGCAUCCUUUGUUUUCUGGAAAUGGAUAUCCAGAUUGUGGACAUGGCAGAUUCACAAGGGAUUAAGAACACAGACGACCUCAGCAAAAAUUACAAAUCACAAGACAACCCCAGCUGUGACACCAACUGACAACCUGCAGCACCUGGAGGAGAAGGGGGACGCGUCCAGUUCUGACAGCCAAUAGAAAAAACUUGGAGCAUAGGUGGAGCCCGUAGGCUGAAUCAUGACUGUUGCACGAACCAAUAGGACGGUUCCAAACUGAUCGUGUGGCAAGCUGAAGACAGAGCUGAAGUGACGGUAGAGAAGCACGAGGGUUUCCUUCUCCACCAUCCUCUGCUUUUCCUGAGGCCCUGUGGGAGCACUCAUCCACACCACUGCACUUAAACACACUCAGCGCUCGUUUUGCCUCCUUUCCAUUCUGCCGCUGCACUCAUUCGCUCUCUUUCUAUCUAUCUAUCUGUCCAUCUUGCUUGAUGAAUAGGUCAGAACCCAAUCACCACAAACCAUUAGAGUCCUCUCAGUGAAGACCAGUGAAGUCAGUUCGAGCAAUGCAAUAGUAUACUUGACUGCAGUACCUCACCAGCCCUCCGGCCCAAAGUCUGGCUCAGUCACAGGGUCCCACAGGCCAUGAGGAGGAUCAGGGGCUUCAUCUCUUUCUAGACUUUCUCUUCUCCACCUUGUGUCUUCAUGUUUUGGGGGUCCUUCUGUGCCCCCGCCUUCUGUCGACUCCCCCGCACCUGCUGCCACCACGGCCGGCCACCCCAGUCGCCUCGUUGCCAUGCCGACAGAGACACUGGCUCCAGCCCUGCCAGAUAGCAAGGCCGCUGGCCCCGCAACGCCCUUCAGUUCUGCUGUACCCCUCCGCAUCCUCAACAAGGGUCCUGACUACUUCAGAAGACAGGUGGAACCUAACCCAAAGCGCCUCAGUGCUGUUGAGAGACUAGAAGCUGACAAAGCCAAGUAUGUCAAGAGUCAGGAAGUUAUCAACGCCAAGCAGGAGCCAAUCAAACCACCCGUGCUGGCCAAGCCUCCCAUCGGCCACACCCUCCUGUCCAAGAGAGGCUCUGGGACUGGUGGAGGGGGUAAUGGAGGCGGGGUACCUUUCAAAGCAUCCAAUAACAACGCCAAGUCAGACACGUGUGCGACAAGCAGUGGUAGCAGCAAACGGGAGAAUUUAAACCUGGAGAUGCUAAAAAAUCUGCUAAACUCAUCAUCUUCUUCAGGAGCUGGAUCUGAAGGACUAGGAGGUGGAGCUAAGAGUGCUGUGUUGAUGAGGUCCUCCGGGGGAAUGGCCAGGAGUUGGACCCCAUCAGGGAUGCCUUUAACAUACCGAUCUACGAUGACCCUUAACGAGCAACCGCCAGACUCAGCUCCCAGUCCCAGCACCUCACACUCUCUCAGAUCCUUCUCCCAUUCCCUGAAGGUGCCUCCGAUCAGCAGCGGGGGGCGUCGCAGUCCACAGCAGGGAGGAAACCUCAACCUCAGCAGACGAGUCCUGGAUGAGAGAGGAGGUGAAGGAGGGGUCACCGAUCGCUCUCGCUCCCCACUACCACCUCUGCUCACUUCCCACUCCUCCUCCGACCUCCUGCGACUCUGCAACGGCAAGCCGCUCCGCACCGCCCGAUCCAGCAGCUCCUCAGCUCCGCCCCUCCCUCCAAAACCCAACCCGGCUUCCCUCCCUCCCCCCGCACUUUCCUGGUCGCUACCUCCCCCUCGUCCGACUCCAUCCCCUUCGCCAUGUGACAACACCACCCCUCAGUCGCUACCUUGUGACUUUGGAGACCCUUCCAAUACUUCAGCCGAUCCCAACCUGGAGCUUGAGCUGGGUUCGUCUGUGGCUCGUCGCUCCUCGCUGCACAGAUCUAAAUCAGACCUGUCAGACCGGUAUGCCCGAGCCGGAGCUGACGUGGAACGCUUUUUUAACUACUGUGGCCUCGACCCCGAGGAGCUGGAGGCAGUCGGUCCAGAGAACUUUGCACGAGCCAACUCAGACAUUGUCAGCCUGAACUUCCGAUCGGCUUCUAUGAUUUCCUCCGACUGUGACCGGUCGCGGCGAUCCUCCAACGACGGGCUGUCAGACGGGGACGAGGGCGAGGACGAGGAGGAGGAGGCUGGAGAGCGAGUUCCGUAUGGGAUCUCGGCUGUGGAGCGAAAUGCAAGAGUCAUCAAGUGGCUGUAUAGCAUCAAACAGGCAAGAGAGACACAAAAAGUGUCGCAUGUUUAGGACACGCACUACAGUCAAACUGCCCCUUGUUUCAGAAUGAAUAGAUGGACCAGAUUUUCUCACAGGUUUUUAGAGACUGGGAUCUUGGGGCUGAACUUAAAAGGAGAGAAAAUGAAUAGAUAGAUGAAUGAAUGGAUGGAAGAGAAAGUCUGACAGGUCUAACACAAACUAGGUGAGAAAACAGACACUAUUUUGUUUAGCGAUGAUUAAAGAGAUAAGGACUGUAACUCUGAGGUGUAGGAAAACAUGAACACUAAGAACAGGCAGGGAUGAAAUGUGGAAUGGAUGGAUAUGAACAAAGUCUGGAGAAACAAAUGGAUGCAAACCAGCUGUUUCUCUAUGGACACGGUACAAACCGAAACACACAAUCUGCUUGAGCAACAGGAACAAAAGCGAAAUACUCUACGAUUAUCCGAGGACACAAAGCGACCGCCUCACUACGAACAAGGACGGGCCUUUCUCACAGAGCACGUUUUGACUAGUCCAAAAGGUCUGACUGACGUUCCAUUUAAGGUCUAGCCUGGUUUCAGAGAGUCCACUAGACCUGGUUCUUGUUUGUCACUCACAGCUGUUUCCUGAGUAGCAGACCAGAGCCGGAUUAUGAAUUUGGAUUAUGAUUCUGUCUGUUCAGUCCACACCAUCACCAGGCCUCCAUCAGUCAUGACAGAUACCGUUAACAUGUUUACAGCAUAUGAACAACAGGAGAUUAGUAUGAUUCUAACAGCAGUGUGUAGAGACUAUACUUCACUAAGUGUGCCAGAAAAAAACAAACACAUCUCACGUGUGUCAGUGUGGACUGAAUGUAAUAAUAGAAUAGUGUAAUGGAUCAGAGUGCUCCUGCAGCGACCAGUCAAAAUGUCCACUCUGAAAAAUGCCAGUCACAGUGUCGAUGUCUCCGUUGUCGAACAAACUUUGACAAGGUCCUUCUUAGCAAAACAGAUGCUGAACUCUAUCUGUCAAAAAAAAAAAAAAAAAACUGGAAAUGACUUUGGAAAGUCAGUGCUGCUGAUACACUGUGCGUGUGACCAGAAUGACACCAGCUCAGCGAAGCUACCCGAUGUUUGGUAGAGGCGACUGUUAAUCAAGUAAUUGAUCAAUUCAGCACUCAUUUAAUCGAUCACAAAGACGCCCUUAGGUUCUCACA
Toxotes jaculatrix (banded archerfish) is the source of this 3428-nucleotide messenger RNA. RefSeq names its product family with sequence similarity 110 member B (gene fam110b). The record is from RefSeq and is a predicted model, not a curated record. Lineage: Eukaryota; Metazoa; Chordata; Actinopteri; Toxotidae. The coding region runs from base 839 to 2284 and encodes 481 amino acids. The transcript is spliced from 6 exons.